This is a messenger RNA of Anguilla anguilla (European eel), 4676 nucleotides long. Its product is annotated as disintegrin and metalloproteinase domain-containing protein 23-like. Gene Ontology annotation, cellular component: presynaptic membrane. The record is from RefSeq and is a predicted model, not a curated record. Gene Ontology annotation, biological process: proteolysis. Gene Ontology annotation, molecular function: metalloendopeptidase activity. Bases 403 to 2748 code for a protein of 781 amino acids. NCBI's taxonomy places the organism in Eukaryota, Metazoa, Chordata, Actinopteri, Anguilliformes, Anguillidae. The transcript is spliced from 26 exons.
CGAGUCUCUGGGCUCCGAGGAGUAGGCUACUGGCUCCAGCAUGAGCACGAGCUGAGCCCUGGGGUGUGAAGGAUCCCGUGUGCACGCGCCCGAGUGUACGAAUGCGUGUGAGGGUGUGGAGGAAAGUAAAGGGGGGAGGGAUGGCGGAUAAUUUAGCAAAACGAGCCGCACAGCACUUGCGCGGUUGUAAGCAUCAGGAGGAGCUGGCUGGUUGAUCUCCACUGGCUGGCCACCGCCUUCCAUCCCCUAUUCCCCCGCCCGCUGCCGCAAGACUCAUCUUUUUUAUCGCAGGAUACAUAAAGAAUUUGACAUCGACAGCUUCUCUGCCUUAGCAAUGCACCUUUCCACUGCGCUAACGUGUUAUUGUUAACCUUUAAAAAAAAUAACCUUCAAAUAUGAAUCAUGCAUCUGAUAUCUUUUCCAAAUCUACUCGCGAGCAUCCUUGUGUCCUGGCUCCAUCCACUCAGCUUAGCGUCAACGGUAGAGAAUGUCGCUGUGCGGGACGCAGUGUCGCCGGAGGUGGGGCAGGACGCGGCCGGGGCACGAGGCGGCGAUAACCAAACCGACCGCGGCAGCGCCGGGCAGCGCCAGAUCACCUACCCGUCCCGCCUCAUCUACUACCUGAACGAGGACUCGGAGAGCACCUACCACGACCUGGACACACGCACGCGGAACCAGGCCGACGACAAGCAGGUGAUCCAUCUUGCUGAAGCCACUUUCCAACUAGAGGCCUUUGGCUCCAGAUUUGUACUGGACCUGAAGUUAAACAAUGACCUGCUCUCCUCAGACUAUGUGGAAAUCCAUUAUGAGCAGGGCAAGCCUGUCCUGUCCAAGGGCGGGGAGCACUGCUGCUACCACGGCAAGGUGAGGGGCAGCGAGGGCUCGUACGCCGCUUUAUCCACCUGCAACGGACUGCAUGGCAUGUUUGAUGAUGGAGUCUAUGUGUACCUAAUUGAGCCUCUGCAGCAGACUCACUCUAUAGGUUCAGCUGCUCGACCCCACAAACUGCGCAGGACGCAAACCCUACAGUGGGCCGACAACCCCGAAGAGCUGACGGACCAGGAGCAGGGCCUGUCAGAGCUGGCCGAUCUGUGGUGGCUCCGGCGAAGGAAAAAGCGAGCCAUGCCCCGCAAUGUUUUUGAAGAGAUGAAGUAUUUGGAGGUCAUGAUUGUCAUCGACCACCACAUGUACAAAAGACACAAGACAGGACAGCACACCAAGAACUUUGCCAAGGCUGUAGUUAACCUGGUGGACGCUAUAUUUAAGGACCAGCUGCACACGCGUGUGGUGCUGGUCGCCGUGGAGAUCUGGACAGAGAGGGAUCAGAUUUCCGUCAGCACCAAACCGCUGGAAAUGCUGCGGGAUUUCUCCAAGUACCGGCAGCAGAGCGUCAAGCAGCGCGCAGACACCGUGCACCUCUUCUCCAACGUGACGUUCCACUAUGGCCGCAGCAACGCAGCGUAUUUCGGGGGCGUGUGCUCUGCCAGCCGGGGAGUCGGGGUUCACGAGUACGCUGCCACCUGGAACAUGGGCGCCUCUCUCUCUCAGAGCCUGGCACAGAACUUGGGAAUCCAGUGGGAUCUGCCAGCAAAGAAAAAGGAAUGCGGUUGUCUGGACCCCUGGGUUGGCUGCAUUAUGGAAGAAACUGGAGUGCAGCACCCGCGCAGGUUCUCUAAGUGCAGCAUCUCUGACUACAAGGAGUUUCUGCUGAAGGGUGGAGGGUCGUGUCUCUUUAACAGGCCAAACAAGCUGUUCGAGGUGACCGAGUGCGGGAACGGCUACGUGGAGGUGGGGGAGGAGUGCGACUGCGGAGGCAGAGCGGAGUGCUAUAAGGAUUGCUGUAAGAAGUGCUCUCUCUCUAAUGGAGCUCACUGCAGCGAUGGUCCGUGCUGCAAUAACACCUGCCUGUUCUACCCGCGUGGAUACACCUGUCGCUACGCAGUGAACGACUGUGAUAUUUCAGAGACGUGCUCGGGCGACUCGGGCCAGUGUCCUCCCAACCUGCACAAGCAGGAUGGCUACUCCUGCCAGCUCAACCAGGGUCGCUGCUACAGCGGGGAGUGUAAGACCAGAGAGAACCAGUGCAAAUACAUCUGGGGCCCCAAGGCUGUGAGCUCAGAGAAGUUCUGCUACGAGAAACUGAACACGGAGGGGACGGACAAGGGCAAUUGUGGGAAGGACGGAGAGAACUGGAUCAAGUGCUGCAAGCACGAUGUGUUCUGUGGGUACCUGCUCUGUAUGAACACCGGGCGAACCCCUCGAAUCGGCCUCCUGAAGGGUGACAUCACACCUACCUCCUUCAACCAUCAGGGCAGGCUGGUGGACUGCAGUGGUGGGCACGUGCUGCUGGAUGACGAGACAGACCUGGGUUACGUAGAGGACGGGACUCCCUGCGGCCCCUCCAUGAUGUGCCUUGACCGCAAGUGUCUCCCCAUCCAGUCCCUAAACAUGAGCGCCUGCCCCAGCGGCUCCAACGGCCUGGUGUGCUCCGCCCACGGGGUGUGCAAUAACGAGGGCACGUGCACCUGUGACACCACCUGGGCGGGCACAGACUGCAGCAUGCCCGACCCCCCCAAAGAGGCGCCCCCCCAAGAGGACGACGGCCCAAAGGUGAGCAUGGCCGCUAACAGGCUGAUAGGGGCAGUAGCAGGGACCAUUCUGGCCCUGGGGGUGAUUUUUGGAGGCACGGGGUGGGGAAUAGAGAAUGUGAAGAAGCGGAGGUACGACCCCAACGCCAGCGCCAUCUAGUGGAGCGGAGGCCAGGAGCACGAGCUCCAGAGAGGAAUGGAGCCUCCUGGAUUUCAGUAGUAAUCCAUUGCUGGACUGCACUUAAUUUCUGCCGUUUUUUUGGCAUUAGUUUUACUAAUAAUAAUAAUAAUAAUAAUAAUAAUAAUAAUAAUAAUAAUAAUAUUAAUAAUAAUAAAUAAACACAUAAAUAAAUAAUAAUAAUAAUAACUAACAAAAAAUAUAGAGAAGACUUAAGAACCUUAACAGCUUCCAUCUUAGUCACUUAGAAAUGCAGCCCCUCUCUGCCCCCAAGCCUCCCCAACUCCCCAGCUGCUUCAAAGCCACCCCACCCUGUUCCAGAAUGCCCCAGCGAGCACAUUCUACGCCACUGCCCCCCUCCCUCCCCAACAAAAGGAAUGACUUCUUGUACAAAGCGCCGACUCUGGCAUGUGGAGCCCCCUGCUGACGGACCCUUGCAUGGCAACAGAAAGCCGACAAAACAGCAGCAAAACUAAACAUGGAAUUAUCACAAAGAACUCUGGAGCAGAAAAGUGGAAGAUGAUUGGCCGAGGGUUAGCCAGCGAUGCCUCUGUAACCCUGGUGCUCAUACCCCCCCGAAGCACUGUAGGGGGGCGGAGCCAGACUGAGUACUUGGAUCAGCAGGAGCUGGGAAGAGACCCCCCAAGACAGUACAGUCAGGAGGCAAAAACAGAACUCUGUGAUUCACCAUUAAGCGUUUAUUUUUUUCCAUAAAUUUACCCAGAUUGCUUUUGUUAUAUAUUUUAACAUUAGCAUGUUGUAUAGCAGAUGUUCUUUGGCUAUGUUCAUGGAAAAACAAAUCAAGCAAAAUUUAAGCAAUUAAACAAUUGUUAUCUCGGCCAAAUAAUUACAGCUGACACUACCAUGCAACAUGCAGUAGUGUGCAGCAGUUUUACCCCACAGAGCUACCGAAAUGCCCCAUGCUGCACCGGGAUUAGGUACGUCGGGAGGGGUGCACAGAGGUCCACAGAUCGGGCUUCUAUGUCAUGUCCAGGGGUCAGAGGUCAAUGCCAGACAAGAGGGUGGGGAAGGGAAAACGGGCCAGGAACAGCCUCUUGAGUUCUAUCAUGGGGGUGUCUGAAUGUAAUCCUAGCAAUGACACAAAGCCAAAGAAUUAACCAAUCAAAAUGUUUUGGGGUGUGGUCAAACAGCAGCCCCCUCCUGUAUGGCUGGCUUGCUUCAGACACACUGAUUGGGGCAGGACUCCCCAGUCCCAAGGGGGCCAGCAAUGUCUCAAUUAGCAACACCCUCUAUACUGGCUUGGCCUUAUGUACUCAUUAACUCUACUAGAAAACAAGUUGGGUCCCUGUUGGCGCACUGCAUGUAAACAGUACACUGGGCUUAUUAAAUCGUACUAAAGGAGUCCCAAAAUCCACAAGAAUAUUCAACAAAAGAGUAGGUGCAUGUCAAACAAAUAAACCAUUUAAGUUUUAUUUACUAUGCAAAGAAAGGUAUUGCACAAGCUUAUGGGUUAAUAAAUGUAAACAAUAACGAUGGUAAUAUUAUUAAUACCGAUAAGGCAAUCUUUUAUAUGCUUGGCCACUCCCACCUCUUGUCUUUUUUAAUUUAACUAUUUAAAGAAAUGUAAAAAAACAAUAAAAUAAAAUAAUGGAUUUGCCAAAUCCAAAGUGAAGAGAGAAAAAAGAAUCAGGUGCCUCUGUAGAGUGGAGGAGUGAAGGAGCCUGUGCUCUCUGUGUCCCUCAGUCUCCAUACAGACACAGACAGGCGGCUGCUUCCCGACUCCACCCUGCAGCGAAGCUGACUGCUUCUGCGUUUCCCUGUGCGUCAGGUGUAUGUUAACCCCGCCCUCCCCCACCCAUGUUGCAGAUAAACCCUUCCCAUCUCCUGAACCCUCCCCACACUGCUUCACAAUCAGAUGGAAGACGUUCAAUAAAAAAAGAACUAAAGUA